Caenorhabditis bovis is the source of this 3738-nucleotide messenger RNA. The record is from the annotation of a GenBank genome assembly. NCBI's taxonomy places the organism in Eukaryota, Metazoa, Nematoda, Chromadorea, Rhabditida, Rhabditidae.
AUGUCGAAAAAGGCGGAGUUGACAAGCGAAGAAGAGGCUGGAUGGUUUGUGGCACAAGACGCACAACCUUGGUGGCAAUGGAUGAUACGGAUGCUGAUCAGCUCGGGUCCAAUUCCGCGUCACGUCGCAUUUGUUAUGGAUGGAAAUCGGAGAUAUGCGAAAACAAAACACUUGGGAAACGUGAUUCGAGGACAUGAAAAGGGUUUUGUUCAACUUGCUCGAGUUCUUGAUUGGUGCAAUCGAUUUGGAAUCAAGGAAAUUACAGUGUAUGCUUUUAGCAUUGAAAAUUUUAAAAGAAGUGAGGAAGAGGUUAGUGGGCUCAUGCGAUUAGCAGAAGAGAAGUUCCAGAAGCUGCUUAAUGACAACGAGAAGCUUGAGGAGAAACGAAUUGCAUUCCGGUUUUACGGCAACCGCAAACUGUUAUCUGCUCGCUUAUGCAAACUGAUGGAUGACAUCGAGGAAGCGACAAAAGAUUAUGAUUCAGCGAGAUUAAACGUGUGUAUGCCGUACACGUCGCGCGAUGAAAUUGCACGUAGUUUUGAGACGAUUCGCCAACAAGUCAAACUGGGCAACGUCGCCAUCGAUGAUAUUGAUGAGAAAAUGAUUGAUGCGUGUUUGGAUAGCGGCACAGGAUUGCCGGUCGAUUUGUUUGUUCGCACUUCCGGCGAAUGCCGUCUUUCCGACUUCCUAAUGUGGCAAUCGGCCACUACGCACAUUUACUUUACCGAUGUCCUUUGGCCAGAAUUUGGAUAUUAUCAAUUAUGCAAAGCUAUUCUGAACUACCAGUAUUACAGAUCAACCAUUAGGAAGAUUCCUGUUGACACCGUUGAAACGGAAUGGGCUCUCGAGAAAACUAAAAGCUUCGAGUUAACCACAUGGCCUGAUAAGAUGGAUACGUCUGGAGCAAAGGAUACCUGCGUACAGGUUGCCUUGCGAAUUCGGCCGCAGGGUAAUCGAGAAAAGCUCGAAGGAAGUCGUGUUUGCACUUCGGUGCUUCCCAAUGAACCGCAGGUCAUCAUUGGAGGCGAUCGCUCGUUCACUUAUGAUUAUGUCUUUGAUCAGCCGACACCUCAACACGUCGUUUACGAAUCAUGUGUGCAGAAGUUGGUCGAUGGACUGUUCGAUGGAUUCAAUGCCACCGUGCUUGCAUAUGGACAGACGGGAUCGGGUAAAACCCACACAAUGGGAACAGCAUUCGAUACGGUUGUCACACAGCAAGAGCAAGAUCUUGGUGUAAUUCCCAGAGCAAUUCAUCAUACGUUCAGAAGAAUCGCGGAAUGCAAAGCAGAAGCACUUGAAAAAGGAAUUCUCGAACCAUCAUUUGAAGUUUCUGUACAGUUUGUGGAACUCUAUAAUGAUGAUGUGCUUGAUCUUCUCUCCGACGAUCGAAACAAUUCUUCAAAUAUUCGAAUUCAUGAGGAUAAUCGAGGCGAAAUUGUGCUUCAUGGAGUGGAACAAAGAACUGUUCAUGAUUUAGAUGGGACUAUGGAAAUUUUAAAAAAUGGUGCUCUCAAUCGUACGGUCGCAGCGACCAAUAUGAAUGAGCAAUCUUCUCGAUCGCACGCGAUUUUCACGCUUCAUGUAAAACAGCAAAGAGUUGUAGCUGCAAUGGAUGAAAGUGGAGAAUCCGUUGUGAAACCUGGUGAAACUGAAAUGGAAGUUCUCAGUGCAAAAUUUCACUUUGUUGAUUUGGCUGGUUCGGAAAGAAUGAAAAGGACUGGAGCAACUGGUGAGAGAGCAAGAGAAGGAAUUAGUAUCAACGUUGGAUUGUUGGCACUUGGAAAUGUCAUCGCUGCACUCGGUGGAGCGAAUGGAAAAGUAUCUCAUGUGCCAUACCGUGAUUCGAAAUUGACAAGACUUCUGCAGGAUUCACUAGGCGGAAACAGUCGAACGCUUAUGAUUGCUUGUUGCUCUCCGAGUGACAGUGAUUUUGUUGAAACACUGAACACCAUGAAAUAUGCCAAUCGCGCCAAGGAAAUUAAGAACAAGGUGGUUGCCAAUCAGGACAAAUCAUCGAAGAUGAUAGGAGAGCUGCGAGGCCGAAUCGCUGCUCUUGAAGCGGAAUUGCUCGAGUUUAAACAAGGUCGUCGAACCGUCGAUGUUGAAGGAAACGAGGUCGUUAAUGAUCAAUAUCACGAAAAUGUCUACCUAACGUCAGAAGUGAACCAUUUGCGAUUCCGUGUGAAAGCAUUGACAGAAACAGCUGAAAUACUAAGAACGGAAAACGUGAAAUUGAAAUCAGAAAAAGAAUUGGCUGCCCUUGGUGGAGUUUCAACGGAAGGCGGAGAAGGUGGCGACGAAAUGAUCCAAGCCACAUUCCGAAAGUAUUUGGAAGAGCUCGAACGAACUAAAUCAUUAUUGUAUGAGUCGCAGUCGACGUGCGAUCAACUGAGAAAAGAGAACAACCGAUGGAAGGCGCAGGCUGGAAAUCGAGGAGUUCAAGAUUACAACAGCACAAAAUUGAUUGAAAUGGCCAGACAAGAUAUCGAAAAUCAGCGGAAAAUGCUCGCAUCGAUGACUGUUGAAAACGGCUCAACUUCGGAUUACUCUUCAAUGUCGAUGAAUACCGGUGAUGAAGAUGGAACUAGCAAUGAUGCUGAUGAGAUUGAGGAUGAAGAGUCCGACGAUGAGAUUGAUGACGAGCUUGAGAAAAGCAAGCAAGCAUCGGAAGCUCAUCAGAUUGAUCUUCACGAGGUUAUGGUGGAACUCGAUAUUAAAGAAAAGCUUAUUGAUCAACUUGAGCGCGCUGAGCGUCAAAAUCAACAAAUUCGAGAAACUUAUGAGAAAAAGCUUCGCGAAUUGAUGAAUCGAAUCAAAGAAACUGAAUCGGAGCGUGAUCGUGUGCUCACCGAAGGCGGAAAGGCGAAAGGCGGCAAAAUGAGCGAUGAACAACUUAAAAAUAUCAAACAAGAGUAUGAACGCAAAAUCACCGAUCUACGAAAGGAGCUGAAGAAGAUUGAAGCUCUUGAUAAGGAACACAUGAAAGUGAUCGCAAAGAGCCAGCGCGAGCUUCAGGAGAAAACGAGAUUGAAGUCUGAAGUGGUGGAUUUGAAAAAAGCGAAGGUGGAGCUCAUCAAAAAGAUGAAUGAAGAUAAAAAGAAGCAGAAACAGCUCAUGCAGGCCCAAGCUCGCGCAAUGGCUACGAAGGAGAAGCAAACGAGACUUCAAGCUAACAAAAUCCGAACUCUUGAGAUGAAGGAUAAACAAAGAGAACAGUUCCUGAAAAAGACAACGUCUGAAGUGAAUCAAUUGAGAAAGGAGAAGGCUCAAGCUGCUGCGGCUGCCAGACUUGCUGCUCGUGGAAAUGCCUCAUCAAGAACACCAGUGGCUCGAACUCCGGUUGCCAGCUCGAGAGCUGCUCGAACUGCUGCCGUCAGAAAUUUGAAAGAACUGAGUUUCUCACCGAAGCAAGCAAAACUUAAAUGGAACGCCUUAGAGAGAAAAAUCGAAGAGUGCGUGAGAAAACGGCAGACUAUUCGAAUUAUGGAAGAAGAACUUGAACGAUACUUGAAGGAAAGACACAAUCUAAUGCUUGAAAUUGUUGAAAAUGAAAAAGCUUUUACCCAAAGUGAAAACGUCAUUUAUCGUGACGGACUGCUCGAAGUGAUUGACAGUGCCAAAGAGAAGCUGCAAUAUGUUCAAGAUCAAAUCACGUAUCAACAAAAACUCAUUGUCGAUGUUGAUCAGCAGGUUAAUUUUGGAUUGUAUAUUUUGUGUCGGAGGGAUAAAGCAAACUAG